Molecule: messenger RNA, 2725 nt
Organism: Anopheles nili
Lineage: Eukaryota; Metazoa; Arthropoda; Insecta; Diptera; Culicidae
Gene: Baldspot
Product: elongation of very long chain fatty acids protein 6
Exons: 3
Coding region: 1-942 (313 amino acids)
Biological process (GO): fatty acid elongation, monounsaturated fatty acid; sphingolipid biosynthetic process; very long-chain fatty acid biosynthetic process
Cellular component (GO): endoplasmic reticulum membrane
Molecular function (GO): fatty acid elongase activity
Source: RefSeq, a predicted model, not a curated record
AUGAACGUCGAGAUAACGCCGAACUAUUCGUACAUUUUCGACUUCGAGAAUGAGUUCAUCCACCAGGACACGCGCGUCUGGAUGGUGAAGAACUGGACGUACGUGUUCUACUAUUGUGGCAUCUACAUGGCGGUGAUCUUCGGCGGCCAGUACUACAUGCAAAACAGGCCAAGAUUCGAGCUGCGAGGACUGCUAGCGAUAUGGAACACACUUCUGGCAAUGUUCAGCAUAAUGGGAGCUUGCCGGACAGCGCCCGAGCUGGUGCACGUCCUGCGGCACUACGGCCUUUUCCACUCCGUCUGCGUUCCUAGCUUCAUCGAGCACGACCGUGUCAGUGGUUUCUGGACAUGGUUGUUCGUCCUGUCGAAGCUGCCGGAGCUGGGCGACACGGUGUUCAUCGUGCUGCGAAAGCAGCCACUCAUCUUCCUGCACUGGUACCACCACAUCACGGUGCUGAUGUACUCGUGGUUCUCGUACACCGAGUACACCGCCUCGGCCCGAUGGUUCAUCGUGAUGAACUACUGCGUUCACUCGGUGAUGUACUCGUACUACGCGCUGCGCGCACUCAACUUCAAGCCACCGCGCUCGAUCGCGAUGCUGAUCACGACACUCCAGCUGACGCAGAUGGUGGUCGGUUGCGCGAUCAACAUCUGGGCCCACGGUUUCCUCCAGACGGCCGGCAAAAACUCGUGCAACAUCUCCGAGAUGAACAUCAAGCUAUCGAUCGCGAUGUACUUUAGCUAUUUUGUGCUGUUUGCGCGCUUCUUCUACAAGACCUACCUCUCGACUAACGCGCGUAAGGGCAAGCGACCGAUUCAGGUGACUGCAUCCUCGACUGCAACCAGUGGUCAGUAUAGUGACGCGGCUCGCAUCAUCAGUGGCAAGUCGGAUGUGCAGUCGCUGCUUGCUGGGCAGGCCAGCAGCAAGAUGAAGGCACAGUAAGUGCUCUCAACACCGGGAGGGGCAACUCUGGUGUCCUGUCGCGUCGCUUUCGCUUCCGUCUCUCCAUCCCAUCGCGCUCUGCCGCCAGCCGUGUAGAGUAAGCUAUUCCGGGGUUUUAGGGGCAGGAUCCAGGAGCACAAUUCGUCCUCUGGUGGGGGAGAAAACAAAAAAACCUCGACGCAUUCCAUCCCAACUGGGAGCUAUUCCUCGCUGGAGCAUCGGACAUGGACACACCACACACCCCCUAUAUGCAUACGUUGAUGAAGCUGUCUCUCACCCUGCUGCUGAUGGUGGUGGUGGUGGUGGUAGAGGCGGGAACCGAGCCUUUCCUGUCCAUCAUUCCCCUUGCCAUCGUUGGCAUUUUCUCGUUUCAACGAUAGAAGAAGUCGUCACCCACGAGAGGACAUCACAGGACAUCGCAAGAAAGCGAUGAAGCUAUUUCCAAAAAAAAGGAACAUUUACAAACAAAAAACAAACCUACAAACAAACAGUCAACAUACUCCUCUCUCCCCCAAAACCAUCAGCUAACCAAUAGUACCGCUUCAAUAGGAAGAAGAAGAACAAAGAAAGGACGAGUUAGGAGGGCAGAAUAGCACACAUUACUAGCAUUCCUGUUAUUCGGGACGGGAGGGGCUUAGUAAGGCGAAAAGGUGCGCAAACCAUAGGACUUAGUUGUUGGGGCACCCUUUGCCAAUUUGCAUACAUACAGAGACACAUACACAGACACGCAAAUGGGUAAGAAGUAGAAAGGAAGCUACUUCCGGGACAGUACACCCAUUCACCUUGGACGACACACAAAGGACGACAACGACGAUGGACAUGGACAUGGAUCUGGACAUGUGGUGAACUAGUACGAACGACUACUUCUACUUACAAGGCAGAACCCGUACACACGUGUGGAGUAAAGUUACUUGCAAAAAAGGGCUGACUGGGGACUCGGGUAAAAAACCUAUCGGGGAGGGACUAUUUAGUUUAGCGCGUAACUAUCUAAUGGUAGCUUCUACUCUAUUGUUUCUAUUAUUUGUUUAUAGAUAUGUUUUUGAUCUUUUCUGUUGCAAUCAUUUCGGGUGGGAAUUGACGUGUAUAGGUAGAGAGAAAGAGUAAAGUAAGCGCGUUAGAGGAUAGAAGGAUAGUGGACCGUAGGCGCUUCUGCGUGCGAAAGCUGACUCGCAGUGUGGGUAGGGAACAAUUAUUUUUUGUUUAUUUCAUAGUGUUGCUCCCACUCGUUCUGACUUUCUCUCUGGCUCACUCGAAAUCGUGUUCGAUCCGCACACCGUGCGAUGGCGAACUAGGAGAAGAUGAAGUGGAAUUAUUGUCGAAAUAAAAUAAACCGUGCGGGGAAAAAAGCUCCCAAAAGAAAGAAAAGUGAAGAAAAUUCAGAGGCAUGUUCGAGAAGAACUUUAACAACGACCAUAGGGAUUAGAAUCUACCCCAUUGUGGCUAGUUGUAGUCUGUACAGAGGCAGAGGGAACGAAGGAGAGAGAAAGGAAAGCAGAAUAGCAGAGCUGGUUUCGUUCGCUUGAUGAAGCGGGCAGUAGCAGGAACGGUGCUAUGUAAAGUGAGGAGAAAAGGCAAAGAAACAAACGAACAACAAAACAUCUGCGCAAAGACUGUUUUCGACUUAUUUAUACUAAAUAAACGCAACGAGAGCGAAAUAAAAAGAGGGGAAUGCUUUCGAGGAGUGAAAAUGGCAAUGAAAAUAAAAUCACACGCGUGUGUCUAUCAAUGGAUUUUGUUAUCGUCCUUGCGCGUUGGUUUCGCGUGGCCCCAGGAAGAGCACACG